UAUUAUUCCAUGAUAAGAUCACAUGAAUGUCGCUUCCUUAGAACCGAAAGAAAUCACGGUCGCCGGUGAUCAGUAAUCGAUAAAUGUUGAUAAUCCAAUCAGCGAUAAUAAUUAUUAUAAUGACGUUGUUAUGAUAACAAGUCAAUGCAUUGAAUAUUAUUAGACUCCUGGCAUUGUUGAGUGACAAACAAGUUCAAACUGAUAGUUGUGAUAUAAAAAUAAAUACAAUUUACAUAGUGAAAAGAUAGUGGUUUUCAAUUAUGUGUUGAUUUCGAUUAAAUACUUAAAUAAAGAUUAUUAGGUUAUGGCUAAAAAGAGUUCAACAUUCAAAGGUAUUUCUGACGACGAUUCUGACCAAUCAGACGCAGAGUUCCAACCUCUCUAUGACGACAACGAUGAAUUGGACCAAAGAACAGCCCAAGAAACUAAAGGAUGGAAUCUAUUUCGCGAGAUUCCGGUCAAGAAGGAGAGUGGAUCUAUGGCAACCAGUACAUGGGUCGACAUCAGUGUGAAGAUCCUAAAACUUCUAGCAUACAUCACUGUAUUCGCGGUAAUACUUGGAUCCGCAGUAAUCGCUAAGGGAACACUACUUUUUGUUACUUCACAAUUGAAGAAAGGGCGCUUUAUAAGCCAUUGCAAUAAAGUUUUAGCGUUGGAUCAGCAAUUCAUAACAAUCCUAACCUUAGAAGAAAGAAUAUCAUGGCUGUGGGCGGCGCUUAUAAUUUUUGCCGUGCCAGAGAUAGGCAUGUUCCUGAGAAGCUUAAGGAUAUGCUUCUUCAAAACAGCAAGGAAGCCUAUGCUUGUACAUUUUAUAGCGGCACUUGCAAUAGAAACACUACAAACGAUUGGGGUUGCAAUGUUGGUGUUGAUCAUAUUGCCGGAACUGGAUGUCGUUAAAGGAGCUAUGUUAAUGAACGCUAUGUGUAUAGUGCCCGGAAUACUGAACGCUUUUACAAGAGACCGCAACGACUCUCGGUAUACUGUGACGUUAGUCAUGGAUGUGUUGGCCAUAUCCGCUCAGGCCACUGCGUUCGUUGUUUGGCCACUCCUGGAUGGAACUCCCGCUCUAUGGUGCAUACCAUUUGCGUGUAUUCUUAUAUCACUUGGUUGGUGGGAGAACUUUAUUGGAUAUAUUGGAAGAAAUACUUCAGUGUCCAUGUCGUACCUGUGCGAACUCCGAGAUGGCAUCAAGAGUUCUCGAUAUUCCUCUCAAGCAAUACUAACGAUUUGGAAAAUAGCCGUCUUCAUGUCCUGCAUUUUGGUUUCGUUGAGCCUUCAAGAUGAUGAUCCUUUCGCUUUCUUCACUAAAGCCAAAGAAUCCUUCAAAGAGCGUGAAUAUAGAGUUCAUGAAGUUCAAGUGAUCCUUGAAAAUCUAUAUCAAGGCGUAGUCGAUUACUCGAAGACAGGAGGUAGUUUCGUAGUACCCGCGAAACCGCUGUCUGCUCUUUGGGUUUCUCUCAUACAAAUGGGGACGGCUUACUUUUGCUACGCCUCGGGGAAGUUCGCCUGCAAGAUUCUUAUUCAAAAGUUUAGUUUCACUUUCGCACUAAGUCUCGUCGGACCAGUUACAGUGAAUUUGCUCAUUGCUUUGUGUGGAUUAAGGAAUGCGGAUCCGUGCGCUUUCAGAUUAACCAUACCAGACUAUUUGUUCUUUGAAAUACCGCCAGUCUACUUCUUGAAAGAUUACAUUGGACGUGAAAUGACCUGGGUGUGGUUGCUAUGGCUAAUAUCUCAGUUCUGGAUCACGAUGCACGCUUGGCUACCAAAAUGUGAGCGUCUCGCUACAACGGACAAACUCUUCGCCAAACCUUGGUACUGUGGUCCACUAGUAGACCAGUCUUUACUGCUGAACAGGACCAAAGAUGAUGAAAAUGAAAUACAAGUGGAGGAUCUAAACGAUUUUACAGACGCAGAUAAAAUAUCGAAUGGUAGCGUAGAAAAUAUUGUGAAGGAUGUUAGACCUUCCGAUUGUAUAACCAGGAUUUAUGUGUGUGCGACCAUGUGGCAUGAAACAAAAGACGAAAUGAUAGAGUUCUUGAAGUCUAUAUUCCGGUUGGAUGAAGACCAAAGUGCACGCAGGGUGGCUCAGAAAUACUUGGGUAUUGUGGAUCCGGAUUAUUAUGAAUUAGAAGCACACAUAUUCAUGGACGACGCCUUCGAGGUAUCAGACCAUAGCGCCGAAGAUUCUCAAGUGAAUCGCUUCGUGAAAUAUCUGGUAGAUACCAUAGACGAUGCAGCGUCAGAGGUUCAUCUCACCAACGUCAGAUUACGGCCCCCCAAGAAGUAUCCCACACCGUACGGCGGUAGAUUGGUUUGGACUCUACCAGGGAAGAAUAAAUUGAUCUGCCAUUUGAAAGACAAAUCCAAGAUUAGACAUAGAAAGAGAUGGUCACAGGUGAUGUAUAUGUACUACUUACUCGGCCAUCGUCUGAUGGAUCUGCCUCUUUCUGUGGAUCGAAAGGAAAAUAUUGCCGAAAAUACCUAUUUGCUGGCUCUUGACGGAGACAUCGAUUUCAAACCCUGCGCCGUUACUCUGCUCAUUGAUCUGAUGAAAAAAGACAAGAAUCUUGGAGCCGCAUGUGGUAGAAUUCAUCCUGUGGGAUCAGGUUUUAUGGCAUGGUAUCAAAUGUUCGAGUACGCUAUCGGUCAUUGGCUGCAAAAGGCGACUGAGCACAUGAUUGGCUGCGUACUUUGUAGUCCUGGAUGUUUCUCCCUCUUCAGGGGGAAGGCUUUGAUGGACGAUAACGUUAUGAAGAAAUAUACCUUGACAUCUAACGAAGCUCGACAUUACGUACAAUACGAUCAAGGAGAAGAUCGAUGGCUCUGCACAUUGCUGUUGCAAAGAGGUUAUCGCGUGGAGUACUCGGCGGCUUCAGACGCUUACACGCACUGCCCGGAGAGCUUCAAUGAGUUCUUCAACCAGCGCAGACGAUGGGUUCCCUCUACAAUGGCCAAUAUCUUCGACCUGCUGGCUGACUCCAAACGCACUGUCAAAAUGAAUGAUAAUAUAUCUACCUUAUACAUUGCAUAUCAGACGAUGUUGAUAUUGGGUACCAUCCUGGGCCCUGGGACUAUCUUCCUUAUGAUGAUAGGCGCCAUAAACGCCCUCACCGGUCUGAGCAAUAUCAACGCACUCUUACUAAACUUAGUUCCGCUCUUCAUAUUCGUCGUAGUGUGCAUGACGUGCAAAUCAGAAACUCAGCUUCAAGUGGCGAAUAUAAUAACAUGCGCGUACGCAAUGAUAAUGUUAAUGGUUAUUGUCGGUAUAGCUCUCCAGAUUGUAGAGGACGGAUGGUUGGCACCUACCAGUAUGUUCUUUAUUGCCACCUUUGGUAUAUUCUUCAUAACGGGCGCGUUACAUCCUCAAGAAAUCUUCUGCUUGGUUUACUUGGUUAUUUACUAUAUAACCAUCCCUAGCAUGUACAUGCUGCUCAUCAUAUAUUCGCUUUGUAACCUUAACAACGUCUCCUGGGGGACUCGGGAGGUGGCGCAGAAGAAGACUCUAAAGGAAAUGGAAAUGGAGAAAAAAGAAAUCGAAGAGGCAAAAAAGAAAAUGGACACAAAGAGUACUUUGGCCUUGUUUGGGAAAUCCGAGGAGAAAACCGGAUCGCUGGAGUUUAGCUGCGGCGGCUUAUUCAAAUGUUUAUGUUGCACGAACCCUGUAGAUAACAGCGAGAGCUUGCAUCUUCUACAGAUUUCAAACUCGCUGGAAAAAAUUGAUAAGAGACUGGACUCAUUGGGUGCACCGCCGGAGGUAGAAAAAAAUCCUCGACGUCGAUCCUCCAUGGGUCUUCGAGGUGAUACGUUAUCGAUGCUGCCCGAGUACGAAGACAGCGAAGCUUCCACGGAUAUACCUAGGGAGGAGCGAGACGAUUUAAUAAAUCCAUAUUGGAUUGAAGAUCCAAAUCUUCAAAAGGGGGAAGUGGACUUUUUGACGACAGCCGAGACUGAAUUUUGGAAAGAUUUGAUCGACACAUACCUCAGACCCAUCGAUGAGAACAAAGAGGAGCAGGAGCGUAUUAAAAAUGACUUGAAGGAAUUACGUGAUAACAUGGUGUUCGCGUUUGUGAUGCUCAACGCUCUGUUCGUGCUGGCGAUCUUCCUCCUCCAACUUCGACAGGACCAGUUGCAUUUAAAGUGGCCUUUCGGACAAAAAAUUACUCUAUCAUAUGAUAGUAACGAUAAUGUUGUGCUGAUAGACCAAGAGUUUUUGAUGCUCGAGCCAAUCGGUUCGGUUUUGAUCAUAUUCUUCGGUUCGGUGCUUCUCAUUCAAUUCGUAGGGAUGUUGUUCCAUAGAUUGGGAACACUUACGCACUUGCUAUCCACCGUGCAGCUGAACUGGUUCUUCACCAAAAAGCCACAUGAAAUGUCCGAGGACGCACAAUUCGAGAAACGAGCGGUAGAUAUAGCAAGAGAUCUACAGAAAUUGAACGUGGAUGAUUUAGAACGUCGAGGCGUCGACGACUCGAAUGUCUCGCGACGGAAAACUCUUCACAACCUCGAACGCUCGCGAGACAACAAAUCCGCUCCUAUCAACUUGGACGCCAACUUCAAGAGGAGGCUGACUAUACUGCAGACAGCUGAUCCGAGCGUGGUGUCGCGGCUGCCGUCGCUGGGCGGCACGUCGGCGACGCGGCGCGCCACGCUGCGCGCGCUCAUGCACCGCCGCGACUCCGUGCUGGCCGACAAGCGCCGCUCGCAGCUGCAGGCGCGAGACUCCAGCGCCGGCUACCUCUACGAAGACCCCAUCACGGCGCUCAACGACAUGGCGGGUCGGCAGUCCCUCGCGUUCAUGAACAAGGGUUACGAGCCCGCGCUCGACAGCGACGAAGAAGUCGCGCCGCGACGCAGCACGGUGCGCUUCCGGGACACGUACAAGUGAGACGGGCAGGGGUUCUACUACCACCACUGUCUACCAACACAGCCUGUCUAAUUUUUAAGUAUUUUAUUUUAAACAAUAUAAUUGUGACUAAAAUUAUGUAAUUAAAUAUUUAUAAUCAGAUGUUUCAUAUAUCAAUGUAAGUUCUGGUAACAUUACGUAACUUGUAAAGUAAAUUUUAUCUUAUUUAUAAUAACCAAUUUUAAAUGUGAAAAAAAUCAAUAAAACAAAAUAUUUCUAUUUGUAUUAUGAUUCUGUGAUUUUGUCGGGGAUCGUUUUGUUUUUUGUUUGUACCUAUUUUAUGCAAUAAGUACUAUUGUAAGAAAAAAUAUGCUUUAAUAAAUUAUUUGCAAUUA
Nymphalis io (European peacock) is the source of this 5235-nucleotide messenger RNA. RefSeq names its product chitin synthase chs-2-like. Gene Ontology annotation, cellular component: cell septum; cell periphery. Lineage: Eukaryota; Metazoa; Arthropoda; Insecta; Lepidoptera; Nymphalidae. The coding region runs from base 305 to 4882 and encodes 1525 amino acids. The transcript has 24 exons. The record is from RefSeq and is a predicted model, not a curated record. Gene Ontology annotation, molecular function: chitin synthase activity.